Myotis daubentonii (Daubenton's bat) is the source of this 528-nucleotide messenger RNA. Its product is annotated as cell adhesion molecule CEACAM21-like. Gene Ontology annotation, molecular function: protein tyrosine kinase binding. Gene Ontology annotation, cellular component: cell surface; plasma membrane. The record is from RefSeq and is a predicted model, not a curated record. Lineage: Eukaryota; Metazoa; Chordata; Mammalia; Chiroptera; Vespertilionidae. Gene Ontology annotation, biological process: regulation of immune system process; signal transduction.
AUGCCUCCCGAUGAUAGAGGCUUCGUGUGGUACAGGGGAAAAGGGGCAAACUACAAACAUAAGAUUGCACGUCUUGGAACAUCCCUAAGACAUAGAACAGGGCCUGCACACAGCGGUCGAGAGCACAUAAACUUUGAUGGAUCCUUGCUGAUAAAGGGGGUCUCCCUGAAGGACACAGGAAUCUACACCGUAGCAGUCUACCUUCCAGGCUAUAUAAAAGAAAUAGGAUUUGGACGGCUCAAUGUAUACAAGCCAGUGAGAGUGCCCCCUCUCCAAGCCAGCAACACCACAGUCACGGAGAAUAAGGAUUCCGUGGUCCUGAACUGCUACACAAAUGCAGGCUCCACCCAGUGGUUCUUCAAUGGCAUGAAUCUGCAGCUGACGGAGCGGAUGAAGCUGUCCUGGAGCAACAGAACCCUAACCAUAGACCCUGUCAGGAGGGAGGAUGCUGGGAACUACCAGUGUGAAGUGUCCAACCCCAUCAGUUCUGCUGAAAGUGAUGCGGUUGAGCUGGAUGUAAAAUAUUAG